GCCGAUGAAUUUGACUGCGGUAGGUGGCGUUGAGAUGCCUAUCAUUGCUGGCACUACGACAACAACAACAAAACGUACUUUUUACAUUGUUAUCUCACCAAUAGUCCAAUGGUCUACUCAAGCAGCCUCAAUCGAGCGAUCGAAAUUGUGCAAAAAGCCGUCGAGGAUGACUCGAAUAGGAAUUACCCCGAAGCGUUGAAGCGUUACAUGUUAGCUCUAGAAUUCUUCUUGUUGGCAUUGAAAUAUGAGAAGAAUGACAAGGCCAAAGCAAUAAUCCGAGUUAAAGUUGACGAAUAUCUCUCUCGGGCAGAGCUAUUGGAGAAACAUCUUGCAUCGCAAGGUGAAGGGCGAGGCGGAACGUCUGCUAGUGUCGUUGGCUCCGGGGGCAUUGGCGCUCUAGGGAAAAGGAAAAAGAACGACGAGGACGAUCAAGAUAUGGAGGUCAAGAAACUGCGUGCAGGACUUUCUAGCGCCAUUCUUUCUGAGAGACCUAACGUCCAUUGGGAUGAUAUUGCCGGUCUAGAAGGUGCCAAGGAUUCGUUAAAGGAAGCCGUCAUUUUCCCCGUCAAAUUUCCCCAUCUCUUCACCGGUAAACGCACUCCAUGGAAAGGUAUCCUAUUGUAUGGUCCCCCAGGAACUGGAAAGUCAUAUCUCGCCCAGGCGGUCGCCACGGAAGCCAAGAGCACCUUUUUCAGCAUCAGCUCCAGCGAUCUAGUCAGCAAGUGGCAAGGAGAUUCCGAGAGGCUCGUCAAGCAGCUGUUUGAGUUGGCGCGCGAGUCAAAGCCUUCAAUCAUUUUCAUUGAUGAGAUUGAUUCCUUGGCUGGAUCACGAAACGAGGGCGAGUCUGAAGGUUCAAGGCGAAUCAAGACGGAAUUACUGGUGCAGAUGAAUGGCGUUGGGCAAGAUAACACUGGGGUGUUGAUUUUGGGCGCGACAAACAUCCCAUGGCAGUUAGACAGUGCAAUCAAGCGCCGGUUUGAAAAGCGAAUACAUAUCCCUCUUCCUGGUGCCGAUGCACGACGACGGAUGUUCCAACUUCACGUCGGUUCCACACCUUGCGAUCUCACAGCUAAAGACUACCGGAUGUUAGCCGACAGGACUGAGGGUUAUUCCGGUUCUGACAUAUCUGUUGUUGUCCGUGACGCGCUAAUGCAGCCUGUGCGCAAGGUGAUUGCAGCUACACACUUCAAGCGUGUUGAGACAAAGUGGACGCCAUGUUCUCCUGGUAAUCCUGAUGCUGUGGAGAAGACGUGGUCGGAGUUGGAGUCGCACGAACUCCAGGAGCCCCAGCUGAAGCUGAAUGACUUUUUGAAGUCCUUGGAGACAGUGCGGCCUACUGUUAGCGAAGCUGAUAUGCGGCAACACGCCGAGUGGACGAAGGAGUCAGGUAAUGAUGGCGCCUAGUCAAAUAUACAUUGUAUAUUUUAUUCGAUAUAUCACUAAAGGUGGUCUGUGUAUACCCAUUGAAUAUGGUUUGCAAGCAGUACAUGUCGGACAGAGGCUAUCUUACUUGCUGAUCCGUUGGCGCGCUGUUUUGGUCCAUUGAUAUCGCAGUCUCGAGGAACAAAGUCCUCUAUUUGUGAAGGCAAGAAUCGAGAGUUUAAUGCAUGCCUUCCAGUUUGGGGAACAUAAUACAGUAAGCAUCAACACCUAGAAUGUUACAACAUCCUUUCCGCCCAUAUGUGAGUCAACAGUUCACCCGAAAGUGC
Desarmillaria tabescens is the source of this 1709-nucleotide messenger RNA. Its product is annotated as P-loop containing nucleoside triphosphate hydrolase protein. Gene Ontology annotation, biological process: endosomal transport; vacuole organization. The record is from RefSeq and is a predicted model, not a curated record. The transcript is spliced from 7 exons. The coding region runs from base 109 to 1404 and encodes 431 amino acids. Gene Ontology annotation, molecular function: ATP hydrolysis activity; ATP binding. NCBI's taxonomy places the organism in Eukaryota, Fungi, Basidiomycota, Agaricomycetes, Agaricales, Physalacriaceae.